AGCCGAGCACCCGCUUCCGACCGCGCCCGGAAACGUGGGGGGCGCGGCGGCCUCAGGGUGGCACCGCCGGGAGCGGGGGGAGCGGUAUCCUCGAAAUACCGCCGGGACUCGGUCGCCAGGGGAUGGAUUGCUAAGGACUCUGCUGUGCUCUGCUGCUCGCAGGGCAUGGAUGGCUGAAGGGCUCAGCUGCCUUUCCUGCCUGCAGGGCAGUGCUAUUCUCCUUCCCACGAUGUGACUGGCACACCUGCACAGCAAAGAGCUUCCCUUUCCAAAGAAUGAGCACAUGCCGAUGGUGCACCCCGAGUGGCCCUGACACCACCGAGUUCCUGAAGCACUAUGCCACUGAACAGCUGUCCCAGGAGGAGUUUGAGGGAUCCAACGAUGAUCUCAGUUACUGCCUGGAGUGUGUGGUCGAAUACCACAAGGCAAGGCAAGAGUGCCCAAGGUUGCAUAAGGACCUGUGGGACUUGGAAACGGCCCGUCUUGUUGCCCACAUGGAGAAAUCCAUGCAGGAAGAAGGCGGGGAAGAGGAUGAGUUGUUUCUAGUGGAUGAGAAUGGAGAGACUCGGCUGUCUGGUUACAUGGGCCCUGAUUUUGAGAAUAACCUGCGAGUGCCCCUUCUAGAAAUCCUGAAAUAUCCCUACUUGCUGCUGCAUGAGAGAGUCAGUGAGCUGUGUGUGGAAGUGCUCUGUAGGAUGGAACUCGGCCACGACUCCUUUCAGGUCUUUGAAAAAUACCCAGGAAUUUAUCUCUUUUUGGUGCACCCCAAUGAGGUGAUUCGCCGCUGGGCCAUCCUAACAGCAAGGAAUUUAGGGAAGGUUGACAGGGAUGAUUACUACGACUUAGAAGAAGUGCUGACUUGUUUGUUCAAAGUUAUUGAGCUGGGGCUUUUUGAGAAUCCAGAUAUUUACAGCUCUUCAAUGUACGAGAAGGGUAAACUCAUCCUUCUGCCAGCACACUUGUAUGAUACAACCAACUACAAGAAUUACUGGCUGGGGAUUUGCAUGUUGCUGUCAGUGCUGGAAGAACAAGCUAUGGACUCUUUGUUGCUGGGCCCAGACAAACAGAAUGAUUUCAUGCAGUCCAUACUUCACACUAUGGAGAAAGAAGCAGCUGGUGAUUCCACUGACCCCUUCUGGCCUGCCCUGCAUUGUUUCAUGGUUAUUUUGGAUCAACUCGGAUCUAAAGUUUGGGGACAGCUCAUUGAUCCUGUCCAAGCCUUUCAAACCAUUAUCAACAGUGAGAGCUACAAAAAUGAAAUCAAAAAUAUACGCAAUAGCUUUAUGAGGACAAAAACUGAACCAGAGUCAGACUACGGUGAUGACAUGAUUACUUGCAGUCAGAUUGUGUACAAUUACAACACAGAAAAGCCUCAAAAGGACUCUGGCUGGAAGGCUGCCAUCUGCCCAGAGUACUGCCCCAACAUGUAUGAAGAUAUGCAAACACUGGCUAACGUGCUGCAGUCCAACAUCGGCAAAGACACGCGUGUCCAUCCCAGCACCUUCCUCUGGUUCAUCCCUUUUGUCCAGUCGCUCAUGGAUCUCAAGGAAUUGGGCGUGGCCUACAUAGUAGAGGUCAUCCACUACCUGUGCUCGGAAAUCAAAGAUAUUCUCAUUGAAAACCUCCAGCAGUGUGACAGAAUCUCGGAGUUUUUCCUCCUCAUCUUGGUGUGCAUCGUUGAACUCCACAGGAAUAAAAAAUGCCUGCACUUGCUGUGGAUCAGCUCCCAGGAGUGGGUGGAAGCAGUGGUGAGAUGUGCCACCCUUCCAGCCAGGGUGUUCACGUGGCACACGGACAAAACCUCUGGGCCCUGUGGGAAAGGCUCAUCUGCAGGAUCUUUCCAAGCCUCCAACUCGGUGCAGCACGCCUGUGUGCAGCUCAUACGGAGCCUCCUCAAGGAGGGCUACCAGAUUGGGCAGCAGGCCCUCUGCAAGAGGUACCUGGACAAGCUCAACCUCCUCCUGCGAGGAAAUCUCUCUAUGGGUUGGCAGCUGAACAUCCAGGAGACCCAGGAGUUACAGACGUGCUUGAAGCAGGUUUUGAGGAGUAUAAAGGGCAGAGCGUUGAGUGCCUCUUUGGCCAAAGGGAGCAAUUCAAACUCUACAGCUUUGCCAACUGUUUCUCUAAAGCAGGAGAGGAAUGUGGGCGAUGAUGGAUUCAGGGCGAGUGCACAUGAGAGAGGUGACCUUUAUUCUCCAUCUGUCAUAUCAAAGGAAAGUGGAGAUUGUCAAGGGAACCUUUUCCCUAGAAGGAAAAAUGCCUGGGAAGAGGAAUCUAGAGAUGCACCUAAAAGUUCAACAUCGUGGACAUCCACAGGAGGCGUCUUGACGGAUAUUAAAAAGGAACCUGAUGAUUCAGCAGCUCAGGAAUUUAUCUUCCCACAGAACUCUUUGGCAGCAAAACUACGUAGAAAAGUUCAGGAAAAUAGGAAUGAUGACUCUGUGGCAGGGAAAUGCAAUAUGGAUAAUCAGGGCUUUAAGCCAAAUGCCCAGCAUUCAGAUUUCAGAAGGGGCAGAGAGCUGGAAGUCAAAGAGGAAGCAGGACCCUCAACAGCAUGUUAUCUAUCUGCUCAAACUCAUCUUGGGUCUUCAUCUUCAAGGAAUUGCAGAAGUGUGCAGGAGACUAGUGUAAACAGCUUGUUUCAAUCCAGAGUCCCCACUAAACAGGGAUCAAAAGAAACAUCACUGGAUUGCUCUAACUGCCCUAAAAAUGGACCUGGUAUGCAAGAGAAGGAAGAUAACAGUAUUGACACUGACAUGCCAAGUUCAGACUGGGACCAGCCUAAUUUCAAUGACCUGGCUAAAUACGACUGUAAACAUCAAAUUUCAAACACCUUUUGUACUACUAAAGUUUCAGCAAAUGGCUGUUUUCCAUCUAGGUCUGAAAACAAGAGGGAUGUGUCCAACCCUGCUCUUCAGAUCAGGCCACUGUCCGUGAAGCAUGAAUCAAGUGACAGGUUGUUGACGUUUUCAGAAUAUUUCAAGAGGGAAAACAGUUCAGAGGGGAAAGAAGAGGAUUUUGGGAAGAUGUCUUCUGAAGAUGAUACUUUAUCAGACUCCCAGGUUGAUAGAGAACUCAGUAAAUUAUCUUUAGCUGCUUAUGCCAAAAGUGUCAAUUUUCCCUUGGAGUCAAGCCAGGAAAGCUCAGUGUACCAGAAUCUAAGUGAUAUUAGGAGGAGAGUGAAAGGUGCUGUAAGAUCUUCCAAUGAAGGCCAAGGAACCAGGUCUCUCUGUGAUGGAGAUUGCCGUGACAAUCAAGUCAUUAUAAUUUCAGACUCUUCUGAUGAAGAAAAAGGUGCAGGUGACAAGGAGGAAGCAAAAACCAAGGACGAAAAUGCUUGUCCUGCAAAGCUGCCUUCAUUUUCCAACAGCACUUCUGAUACUGAUGUCAAAAUGGAAUCAGAAUCUCCAAGGCCUCCCUUGUCAAUGGAUGACUGUGAUUCUCAGUUCUUUGAGUUUGAAACAGAUGCUGAGGUGUUUUCAGCUUGGCAAGAUACUCAAGCCUAUGCUACGGAAGCAACCCAGGAGUACAAACAAGGUGAUGUUUCAACAGCAGUUGACAGUAGUUCAGAUGACUUCCUGAACAGUAGCAUAAACGAGUGGGGUUAUGAUCUGGAUUACCUCAGUGAUGAUACUAUGCAAGAAACAGCAAGCUCGGUAGAAAAGCAGAUAGAAGAUGUUUCUCAUCAGAAAGAAGCUGAUGAUAAAAAAGAGGCAACAAACUUGAUGUUGCAAGAAUCUGUUAGAAAGGAAGACGCAAAAGGGCAGCUGGAGGAAUUUGCAGACAAAGGUGCUGCUGCUGAAGGCUUCGCCCUGGGCUCACCAUUGCCUGAACCCAGAGCAUCUACAUCUACCACCUCACUGGCUUCAAAGCUGGCCUGGAAGAAAAACACCACGAGCCCCCCGAAGGCCACCGCGGCAAAACCUAAAUUAGCCAUAACUGCCCAGAGGAGCCCCAAAAACCCUGCUGUCAAAACAACCCAACCCAAAAAACCCCUCCCUUCAAGCGCCUCCAAACCCCCUGAGCCCGGCAGGUCCAUGCCUGCCGUGGUGCCCCCGAGGAGAGCCCGGCAGCGUCCUGCUCCCACCUCGACCGCGGAGAAGCUGGGGCUGAAGAAGGGCCCCCGCCGAGCCUUCGAGCUGUCGCAGCCGUCGCGGGAGAGCGUGGCCCAGCUGCGCAGCCACGGCAAGGCCGCGGGCAGGGUGGGCGCCGCGCAGAGGCUGCGGACCAAGCUCAUCGACGCCCAGAGCCUGUCCGUGAAGCGCAACAAGAAGCUGCUGGCCUGCCAGGACCGCCAGUUCUUCAGGCAGAUGAGGCCCAAGAGAAGCGCCCGGGUGAGGAGUCCGGCGGGGAGCUCUGAGAGCAGGAACAGAAGAGGCGUCAGGGUGUGCGUGAAGCCUGUGGGACAAAAGGCUCCGAGUUUUGAGCUGGCGUUUGGGGAAAAUCAAAGAGAGGAAACUGCUGGUCCGUCUGCUGGCGAGAGAAAAUUUGGAAGCCUGUCUGUGGAAGGGGGGGCGUGUGCCUCUAAAACGCCUGGCUCUUCAGACUGGAACAGAAAAUGGGAGGAUAGCAGUGGGAUAGCUCCUGUCCCUAUGGAUUCAAGUCUGUCUUACACUGCACUUGCAGAUGAUAAAGAUGAAUCUGCAGGAAAAAGUUGCACUGUCCUGCCUGAGAACAAGGUGAAAACUUCAAGUGGUUGUAAAUCAUAUGAAAGCAAUGAAGAUGAUGAUGAUGAUGAUAAUCUGUUUUUAACUCAGUUAGAUCCCGUGGACAUGGAAUUAUGUUCUCAGGAGGAAAGUUUUGAAGAUACUGCUGUAGAUACUAAAACCCCAGAGGAAACGAAUGCUGCUGAAAACCCUCAGCAGAACGAGUCCCCAGCUAUUCCAACAUGUAAACACGAAGGCUGUGUGGAGAAAGUGGAAAAAGCAGGAGAGUCCUGCAGUGAACACACAGCCACCAGCUCAGGAGCGGACCACGUGUUCGCCAAACCUUCUCUGCUACCUCCCAAAGCCAGAAAACCUUCCACUACCAAGAUCUUCAGCUCAGCAAGCUCCUCCCGCAACGCCGCCUUCAGCAAGGACCUGGAGGACGUCAAAAAGCCGCCGCCUCCUUCCAAAAGCAAAGUGAACGCGGCCAAACCCGCCGUGGUCAGGCCGCCCCUCCCGAGAGCGUACGCGCCAGUGGGAAACCAGCCGUGCAGGGCUCCAGGCCUCAGCCACGUACCUCGACCCCAGCUGUCUAACAGCGUCCUGCAGUCGCAGAACAGGCAGUAUGACAACGCUCUGAACAUCUCCAGAGGCUCUGCACGAGGAGUGUGUUCCUCCUUCCUCGGCGCUCAGCAGCGCGAUCACAGCAUCUUCGUUAAUCAGGUCCUGACGUGGACUUACGAGAUGUUCGCCAACUUCAGCUACUUCGGAACUCCAAAUCACCUCCUGCAGUCUGUGGUAGCCUCUGUUCCUGUCCAGUUUCAGGACUACAAUGACUAUUUUAAUACCUUCUUCCCCUUGAUGAUGCUGAACGCCUUUGAAACACUGGCACAAGAAUGGGUAGAAAAUCAGAAAGCAAGAGAGAAGAGCUACUGCUUCACCUUGGAGAACUUCUCUGCUGACAUGAAUACAGCACAUUUUACAGCUCAUUUUCGAGAGGGUGACUUGGCAAGGCAGCUUCAUCCAAAGGAGGAUGACUUAAUCCUUUUGGUGGUCCAGAUGGAAAAAGACACCUUUGGGGAAGAAGGUGGGAUGGAGAACCACGUGGUGAAUCACGUCGGGCUCGUGACACGAUUUUCUCGUGCGUCCGGUUAUACAGCGAGACAACAGGAGCAGGACAGUGUCUGUCAUCUCACUGUGCAGACCAGAGGCAACCUGUCCUUCUGCAUCCGCAAGCAGGUGAAGUGUGUGGUGGUUGGGUCCCUGGUGACCACACACCGAACCUUCAAAGGUUUGCUGCUGCUGAGCAGGAGUCCCCUGGCCAGACCCAUCAUAAACCCCUGCUACAACGACUUCUGCCCCAGGGAUCUGCCUGUGGUGGCCUCAGGAAGUGCUGCUUUGUAUGUGAAUGAAUACAAUGAAGAUCAAAAGAGAGCCAUUGAGACAGCUUAUGCCAUGGUAAAGCAACACCCAGGGCUCCCCAAGAUCUGCCUCAUCCAUGGGCCACCUGGGACAGGGAAAUCGAAAACUAUUGUAGGACUUCUGUCCCGUGUCCUGAGAGAAAACACCAGGAAUGAGAAAACAGCUCGGAAGAAGAAUUCCAAGAUGAAGCCAAACCGCUUCCUGGUGUGUGCACCGUCCAAUGCUGCCGUGGAUGAGCUCAUGAAAAAGAUCAUCGUGGCGUUCAAGGAGAAAUGCCAGAACAAACAGGAGCCUUUGGGGAAUUGUGGUGACAUCAAAUUAGUGCGACUUGGUGCUGAAAAGGCCAUCAACAAUGAAGUCCGGGGAUUUAGCCUGGAUAAGCAAGUGGAACACAGAAUGAAACGAAAGCCAGGGGACUCUGACCAGGAUAUUCAGAAGAAAAAAGCAGCUCUGGAUCAGAAGCUGGACAUGCUGUCCCGGCAGCGUGCCAUGCACAGAUGUGAGAAGAGAGAGAGUCAAAUGUUAGAUGAGGAAAUUGCCAGACUUGCAAAGGAGAGACAACAACUUGCUUCUCAGCAAAAGGAGGUUCGUGGGCACUCCCAGAAGGUGCAGGCAGACAUCAUCCUGGAGUCUGACAUCAUCUGCUGCACCCUGAGCACCAGUGGGGGGAGUCUGCUGGAAUCGGCUUUUGCACGGCAAGGCCACGACCCCUUCAGCUGUGUCAUCGUGGAUGAGGCAGGGCAGUCCUGUGAGGUGGAGACGCUGAUUCCUCUGAUCCAUCGCUGUAAUAAACUUGUCCUUGUUGGAGAUCCCAAACAGCUCCCUCCCACUGUAAAAUCAGUAAAAGCUCAGCAGUAUGGCUACGACCAGUCCUUGAUGGCCCGACUGCAGAGGCUGCUGGAGGAGCAGGUGCAGAGGAACGUUCUGAGGAGCCUGCCGGUGGUGCAGCUCACGGUGCAGUACAGGAUGCACCCCGACAUCUGCCUCUUCCCAUCCAACUACGUCUAUGGCAAAACCCUGAAGACUGCCAAAGCAAUAGAAGAGAACAGAUGUUCUUCAGACUGGCCAUUCCAGCCCUACCUGAUUUUUGAUGUAGCAGACGGUCGUGAGGAGCGAGACUGCGACUCUUACAGUAACCCCCGGGAAGUGAAGCUGGUGAUGGAAUUGAUUAGAACAAUUAAAGAGAAAAGGAAGGAUCUGGGUGUUCGUCGCAUUGGAAUCAUCACCCCUUACAGUGCACAGAAAAAGAGAAUUCAAGGUCAGCUGGACAGUGUGUUUAGGAAUAACAGCCCAGGAGAAGUGGACACAGUGGAUGCGUUCCAGGGUCGAGAGAAGGAUUGUAUCAUAGUGUCCUGUGUGCGGGCAAACAGCUCUGAGGGGUCAGCACUGGCAUAUGCCCAGGCAAACAGCACCAAAGGAUCCAUUGGGUUCCUGGCAAGUCUUCAGCGCCUGAACGUCACCAUCACCCGAGCCAGGUUCAGCCUCUUCAUCCUGGGCAGGCUGCAGACCCUCAUGGAAGAUAAAAACUGGAAUCACCUGAUUCAGGAUGCUCAGAAAAGAGGUGCCAUAAUCAGGACAGCAGAAAAGAACUACAAGAAAGAUGCUCUGAAGAUUUUGAAGCUCAGGCCAGCAGUGCAGCCCCCGGCCAAAGCAGGGACAGUGACAGCUCCUCUGGUGCAGGCUGGUCCUAACAGUGGCAAGAGGGCUGAGCUCACAAAUCCUGGGAGCAGCCCACGGGAAGCUGCUGCUGGCUCUGGCCAUGCAGUGCCCCAAGGAAGCCGAGGGCCCCCACAGCCUCCAGGGGCUCCAGCUACAGAUUCCAGGAGGGGCAGUGUCCCUGCAUCCCUGGGGACUCCUGCUGGAGAUUCCAGGAGGGCCAACGUCCCUGUGCCUGUGGGGACUCAGGGUGCAGAUUCCAGGAGGGGCAGUGCCCCUGUUCCCCCGGGGGCUCCAGCUACAGAUUCCAGGAGGGGCAGUGCCCCUGCAUCCCUGGGGUCUCCUGCUGGAGAUUCCAGGAGGGGCAGUGCCCCUGUGCCCGUGGGGGCUGCAGCACUUCCUGCCAAUCCAGAGAAACCACGGGACCCAAGGCUGGCCAGUCUGGCCAGUAGAACUGAGACAAAAGGGAAGGAGCAGCAGGCCUUGAAAGAUGGCAGCUGGUCAGCCCAGAGCAAUCCAGGAUCAACAUCACAGCAAGGCCUUAAUGCACCCUCAGCUGCCAGGGAUCAGAUUUCCAGAACAGAAAAUCUCAGGAAGGCCCAGCAGGCAACAGGACAGUGCAAUGUGCUUUCCACAUCUCCUUGCACAGCUCAGCAUGAGGGUGACAGGAGAGGGGCUGUGCCCAAAAACGGUUCCAAAGCCCUCAGUGAAGGAGGUCACAGUAACAGCAGCGAGUGCAACAAGGACUGUCGGGGUUUAACCAGGAGACCAUCAGAGGAACUGCCAGAGGACACAGAAUCAAGCAAUGCCAAGCGAAGAAAGAUAUUUCAUUGACUUCACUACUGGCUCAUCACUGACAAGUGUAUUCCCAGGUUUCUGUCUAGCAAGGACUGCAUCUUAAAUUAUUCAGCACACCUGGAACUCCCUCCUGUUGAUGCCACUACUCUCAGUAGAUCUUUCUCCCAUCCUGUCCCUAAUUGUGAAGGGACUUCAUACCUGACAGAUGGGAGCUUUGAGGUUUGGAGAAGAGAAGUUGGGCAGCUGCAUUGCUUGGAAGAGCGGUGAAUUUUGUCAUCUAGGAAGCUAAAGUUGUAAAUGUUUAACAGUGUAUAUUUGUACAGUAUACAGAAUUAUUUUAAGAUUUAAUUUGACAGAUACGUAGCUUCUUUUUUUUCUCUUGUGUAAAUGCUAAUUUCUUAGAGAUGUAAUUUUUUUAUGAAGAACCAGAGCAUAGCAAAAAACACCACCCCAAACCACCCCCAAAUCCAAAAAAAAAAAAACCAGCCAGACUUCUUUUUUUCCUUUUGCACUAAUGAGUAAUUUAUUUGAUAACAAAAGUGAAUGUUGAAAACGUGGUAGCAGUGGUUCUUCCUCAUGCUCCACUGGUGCCUCAGGAAAGACUGAGGCAGAUGUACAUUGGUUGAAUGGAGAGAAUUCUACUUCUUUUGUAUAUUUUAUUGCCUGCUUUUAUAGGAACAGAAGAGUUUUUGUUUAUACAGAUGUGCCUUGAGUUUUGCUGCCGCUCCAUCAGUUGGGAUCCCUUUCCUGUUGCAGUGGCAACACAACCUGCAGAUUAAAACCCACGAGGUCUCUGUUUGUGCCCCCGUGAGGAAUAAUCAGUAGCACUGUGGAAUCUGGGUCGAAGAUUUAGUUCACAGUUAUUGGUAAUAACACUUGAGUUUCUUUUUGUGGAGCUUUUUUGGAGAUCUACAGGGGCAAAAAGGGCAGGUAGUUCUUUCUGGAUGUUAUUACUGGAUUCUUUCCACUGUGCUGAUGAGGAAUAUACAGCCACUAACAGGGGAUGGGGGAAAAAAAACCCAAGCUAUUUGUAAGGAAGCCUUCCUCUAAUCAUAACAUCUCCCAAUAAAAGUGGAAUUAUUUCUACUAAGAA
Messenger RNA from Empidonax traillii (willow flycatcher), 9615 nucleotides. It is a transcript of the gene SETX, whose product is annotated as senataxin. The transcript has 26 exons. Gene Ontology annotation, molecular function: helicase activity; transcription termination site sequence-specific DNA binding. The coding region runs from base 276 to 8558 and encodes 2760 amino acids. Gene Ontology annotation, cellular component: nuclear body. NCBI's taxonomy places the organism in Eukaryota, Metazoa, Chordata, Aves, Passeriformes, Tyrannidae. The record is from RefSeq and is a predicted model, not a curated record. Gene Ontology annotation, biological process: termination of RNA polymerase II transcription.